Molecule: messenger RNA, 1471 nt
Organism: Oldenlandia corymbosa var. corymbosa
Lineage: Eukaryota; Viridiplantae; Streptophyta; Magnoliopsida; Gentianales; Rubiaceae
Source: the annotation of a GenBank genome assembly
CUCAAAAGUAAACGCUUUCGUCCCAAAAACCAAACAUCAUAAUGCUGAUUGGAGAUGGAUGGAAUAAACAAUUAGGACAAUCUAAGAUGAUAACUAACUACAAAGAAAGAGUGCAUAACUGAUAAAAAAAAAUGAAAAAAAAUCACCUGUUGCUGUCGGUCGCCUUCUUUCGUCGCUAUAAUAUGUGCAAUUUCUGGCAUUCUGACCUGACUUAUCAGUGCUUUGAUUCCUUGGUUCAUAUGUAGUGUUUCCCCUUCCAUCGAAGUUCUUGAUUUCUCUUACAAUCAAUUCAAUGGCUCUAUAACCCAAGAGGUACGACAUUGUCUACGGUUGGAAACUUUACGAGCGGGGGUUCAAUGAUGUAUCUGGACCUCUGCCCCUAUAUAUGUACAAGUUGCCAAAAUUGCAAGAAUUCUCAUUUCCUGUGAACAAGAUCAAUGGUUCACUCAGCAGUGAAAUCGCCAGUCUAAAUAAACUUAGGGUCCUUUCCCUGCAUUCCAAUGAAUUGACCGGUGUGAUCCCUCCAGAAAUCGGAAAACUCUCCAACCUGGAACUCCUACUCCUUAACUCGAAUAAUCUCAAUGGUGUUCUGCCCCUUCCUCUUUCAAAUUGUACGAAACUCACAGUACUAACCCUCAGGGGCAACUUUCUUACUGGUGAUCUUUCUCUUUUUGAUUUCUCCAAAUUUGUGAAACUUCGCAUGAUUGACUUCGGAAAUAAUGCUUUCUACGGCACCCUUCCAGCGACCCUUUUUGCUUGCAAGUCAUUAAUAGCAGUUAGGCUUGCCAUGAAUCAUCUGAAUGGAGAAAUCCCACAAAACAUUCAGGAGCUAGAAUCACUUUCGUUUCUUUCACUUUCUAAUAACUCCCUGACUAAUGUCAAUGCAGCAAUUAGAAUUCUAUCUCGUUGUAGAUCUCUCAGCAUUGUGCUUCUUUCCUUGAAUUUCUAUGACGAUGCAAUGCAAGGAGAUGAUGAUGACAAUUUCAUCGAUUCUAAAGGGUUUCAAAAUCUCCAAGUUUUUGGUCUAGGUGGUUGCCACAUUAGCGGCCAUAUUCCAGGUUGGCUGGCAAAGCUGCGGAAGCUGAAGGUCCUUGACUUAUCACAUAAUCAUCUAACAGGCUCCAUUCCAAGUUUCUUUGGGAGUCUGCCAAACUUAUUUUACUUGGAUUUGUCUCAAAACAGUCUAUCUGGAAACUUUCCUGUAGAACUUACCAGAAUGCCAAGAUUAGGAAGCAAGGCUAUAGAUGAAGUGGAUCAAACUAGCUUGCAUUUGCCGGUGUUUGUCAAGCUUGAGAAUACUUCCAAUAUGCAAUACACACAAAUAUCUAGCCUCCCCCCAACACCAUAUUUGAGAUCAAAUAACCUUAGUGGAAACAUCCCAGUUGAGAUCAGCCGGUUGAAGUUUAUACAUAAUUUAGAUCUCAGUGACAACCUUUUUUCAGGAAGCAUUCCUAACACGUUCUCUUAUUAA